Messenger RNA from Strongylus vulgaris, 332 nucleotides. The record is from the annotation of a GenBank genome assembly. Lineage: Eukaryota; Metazoa; Nematoda; Chromadorea; Rhabditida; Strongylidae.
AUGUUCGGUUUUAUACUUGUUGGGCUUUCUCUAGUAUCUAUGGUUAUUAAUCUUCUACAGGCUAAGAUGAAAAAGACCUAUGAAGCUGGACGCGUGACACACGAGGUCAGCAUCAUAGAAAAUGUACAAAUCAUUUCGUCUUCAACCGAGAAGCUUAAAUGUUCUUCAAGUCAUGAAGAGCCUAUGUCCAUGUCGGAACGCAGCCUUAGCAGAUCGACACAGACUAAUUUAAGUCUUCCCGGGGUGAGGCAGGUUAGUGCGCAUCUUCUCAAAGUUCCUAAAUGUUCUUCAUGUACAAAUUUUGUUAAAAUUAGUCAUCCAUUUGUCUAAUC